Molecule: messenger RNA, 2897 nt
Organism: Conger conger (European conger)
Lineage: Eukaryota; Metazoa; Chordata; Actinopteri; Anguilliformes; Congridae
Exons: 6
Coding region: 10-963 (317 amino acids)
Source: RefSeq, a predicted model, not a curated record
CCUGCAAAAAUGGUUCGACGUUGUGUGUUCGGUUGUCCUCCCCCUCAAACACUGUUCCCUUUCCCCAAAAACCCGUGGUUGCGAUCACAGUGGUUGAAUUUUACCCAUUUUGAGGAGUCGGGUAUUAGUGAGAGUUCGCAGUUGUGUGCAAGACAUUUCACCGAGGAUAACUUCGUAAAUAUCUCCCAGCACAAGAUGGGCUUCGCAGCACAUCUGUCACUAACGGAUACCGCAAUACCGUCGAUUUACACCGUUGGACAGCAGUCAUCAUCAACAAAACCAUCGACGAGGGAUGUAGGCUGUCAAUAUGAAGCGCCGAAAAUGAAAGUCGCCUCAACGCAAGUUGGCGUUUGCGCACCCAACAAGCCGAGAAGGCGGAGCAAAGCAAUCCAAGUAAGACCCCGGGGGACCUCUAUCUCCUGCUCGACAGAGGAUUUGGGCCUGUGUCCAAGUCCCCCAUUCGCGUCAAAUCCUGUGAAAAAGCCACGCUUCGAAUGUAGUCCAGCAUCUUCCCUCAGCCAGCUGGACGAUUCCAGGGACUCCACUUUUCCAGAGGCUUCUGUAAUGGCGGAUGGCAGUCACAGUAAUUUUCAACCCCCGUCCAACACUGCUAAGUACCUAGUCUAUGAAGACAACCUCAUGGACCUGUUCAAGGCAUGCCGUAUGUGCCUCCAGACCUGCACAAUAGAAAAGUAUGUGACGGGGACCUUUUUGUCAAUCAUUCAGACCUGCCAUCACUGCCUACAUAAGGGACAUUGGAACAGCCAGCCCUUCAUUGGCAAAAUUCCUGCUGACAAUUUGCAGUUGUCUUCUACAGUGGCUUUGAGUGGAGCCUCCUACUUCAACGCUCAUGAGCAAACGCCCCCCAGCCCAGACAGUGUUUUGACCUGCACAGUGAAGUGUGAACCUAGUGACGAGGAGGACUUUCAUGAGGAUAUUCAAGCGCCAUUGUCUCCACGAUAAGAUACACACAGCCGUUGGGCCUUUGCGCAAGGCCCUUAACCCUGCAUUGCUCCAGGGGAGGAUUGUCCCGUUUUGUCUAGUCAACUGUAAGUCACUUUGGUUAAAAGUGUCAGUUAUUUAUUUAUUAGGAUCUGUAAAUGUACAAUGUGUAAAUGUUCCCACGAUAAAAAACAAUUUGUACACAUGAUAUGGAGGGAGACUGGGAGAGGGAAAAAGCCGAAAAAUUGCUAAAUGCAAACUCCACACAGAAAGGCCCUUUGAUUUCUCUAAUUUUGUCAUACUAAACGAGAUCUAUUUCCUUGCUUUCCUCCUGUUUACAGACAAAACCGUCUACAUCCCCAUUCUCAUUGGACACAUGCUUUUCAGAUACAGCUCAGAAAGAAUAAUGGAACAUGCCCUGAAACGGCCCAAACUGUUUUUAGAAUAACAAAUGGAGAACAGACAGACUUGUUCAAGUUAACAAAAAGGUCAGAAAUGCUCAAGUUAUUUAUUUUUUAUUUUUUUACAACAGUGGUGUGCAGGAGGGCAAUUCUUAUUGCACAACAUGUUGAGCCUUGAAGUGAAUAGGCUACAGCAGCAGACAACGCCGGGAUCCACUUCUGUCAGCUGAGAAAUUUGACUUGAGGUGACAAUGGGCAUGUUAUCACCAAAACAUUGCCUCGUCUGACAAAUCUUGAUUUCUGCUGCAGCAUGCAGAUAACGGCAGGAAUCCAUGGAUCCGUCCUGCUUUGUAUCAAUGGUGCAGGCUGGUGGUGGUGGUGGUGGUGGUAUAAUAGUGUGGGGCAUGUUUUCUGGGCACACAUUAAACCGACUGAGUUGCAUUUUGUUUUAUUUAUAUUUCCAGGAAGGUAAUGCACCAUGACAGAAAACACACGUCAAGCUGGUUCUCCAUGAACAUGACAGUGACUUCAGUUUACUCCCAGUCCUCAAAUCUCAAUCCAGCACCUUUGGGAUGAGUUGGAAUAGGAGGUCAGCUGCAUAAAUGUGGCGCCAAACUAUUUGCAGGAACUGCGUGAUGUCAUCAAGUCAGCAUAGACCAAAAAAACCCCUAAGGUAUUUUUCCAGCACCUUAUUGAAUCCAGUAGUAUUCAGGUUGUGACUGGAGGUAAAACUGUACUACUUUGUACUAGAUAUGUGUACCUAAUAAAGUGGCUGGUGAGUGUACAUACAUAGCCUGUACGUGUAAACGUUACCUCUUAAACAUACUGUACGGUAAAUGUCCCCUCACUAUGUGAUUACACACUUUACCAUUAGAUGGCGACAAAGUUAAUGCGAUUGUUGACAGGUUAAAUAGUUAUUUGACCCUGGUAAAUGUCUUAGGGCCAGUUUCACAGACACAGAUUUAGUCAUAGACUAAAUGGAGAUUCUCCACACAAAACUCAAUUUGGUCCAGGACUAAGCUUAAUCUGUGUCUGUGAAACCGGCCUUUUAUGUCAUAAGGAACACGAUUAUACUUGCAGUACUGUUCCCCAGUCUCUACACAUGAGCACACAUGUGCUGGGGGCCUGAACUAAACAGCAGGGUAUUCAGCUUUGGCCCCCAAUCUAUUAGAGCAGGGGUGUCAAACUCCAGUCCUGGAGGGCUGCAGUGUCUGGUAUUUGUGGUUUCCUUUCAAUCAGCAGCCAAUUAAGACCUGAACAAGGUGUGUGGACUCUUUAGCCAAUGAAAGACUUUGAAAUGUAUCUCUUGUGCUGAAACACACCAAAAAAACAGCAGACACUGUGGCCCUCCAGGACUGGAGUUUGACACCCCUGCAUUAGAGGUUUGCUGUAUGUAUAGAUGCCGACUUAGUUUUUGUUGUAAAUACACUUUAAUUAUCAAAGGUCUGACACUGGAUUUAUCGUACACUGUUUUAUUGUAUAUUUUUAUUAUCAUUAACCAUGUAGGAACUAGGAAAUUGUAUUGCAAAUAAAAUAACAUUUCUAUUAUUUCAA